This is a messenger RNA of Blumeria graminis f. sp. triticale, 2670 nucleotides long. NCBI's taxonomy places the organism in Eukaryota, Fungi, Ascomycota, Leotiomycetes, Helotiales, Erysiphaceae. The record is from the annotation of a GenBank genome assembly.
AUGGCUUCCAUAUUUACAUUUGAUCCGGACCCACCAAGACUAUCUUCCCCAUGGUCUAGUUCAAUUGAUAGCCCGGAGGAUCUACCAAAGCUAUUGCGUAACGGAGAUACUUUGCACUCGUCGGCUUCUCUAUCAGACAGGGGACCUUCGAGACUUCGACCAGAGCCUUCUCACGGUCCCGUAGAAUACAAACUACAUUUGCUAUUAAGACCAAGACGACAGUAUAGUAGUUAUUCCACAAGGUCAAAGCUAUCCGAGCCCCAACCUCUACAACAAGGGACAGUCUUAGAUCUAGCUGUUGAUGGCAGCUUUGGAACUAAUCCUUCCCCUUUGUUUCCCUCAUAUCGAAGGCGGCAAUCUCGUCUGGAGGAGCUUACCACUCAACUGCUAUGGCGUUUACAACAAUCAUCUGGUUUUCACUCCACCUCUAUCCGCGAGUCUAUCGUACCCGAACUAUCUGAAACAAAGUAUAAGAAAAUCAUGAGUCCCCACCUUUACACCAAAACUCGGAAACUAGUUGCCGGGCUCGAAGAAAGCCAGGGAUCCUUGUAUGAAAUUGGAGUUUCUGACGACGGGAGUUUUGUGGGACUGACGGAGGAUGAAAUGCGAGAGUCCCUAGGAAACCUUUGCCUCAUCGCAGCGAGUCUUAGCUGUGACGUAUCAGUUACGCGGACGCUAGUUGUUGGCCAGUGCCAAUGGUCUGAAACUCCAGAGCAACUUCGGCUAUAUGAGUCGCACUUAGUCAGAAAUCCAACACAAUCUAGUACGCUCAAGUCAACAAGCAGCAGCCAACUACACCAGGCGCUCCUAUAUGUUGCAGAAGCUUUCAUAUAUCCAGCUCCUGUCACGGGUAGUGCUAAUGCGCAAGUUGUCUCAUCCUCAGAAGCCGACAAUGACUCAAUCGGUUUGCCACAACAAUACACUUCAUUGGAAGCUAAUCUUACGGAAUCCAAGACAACAAACCAGCUAAGAUGUACAUUUAUUGGACCCACAACCUCUGGUAAAUCUAGUCUUAUCGGGACCCUCACCACUGCCUUACUAGAUAAUGGCCGUGGAAAAAUACGACUCAAUUUGCUCAAGCACCGCCACGAAAUAGAGUCUGGAGUAACAAGCUCGGUAGCUCAGGAAGUUGUGGGGUACAAUGGUCUUAAAGUCGUCAACUAUGCGUCGGGAAACGUGAGUUCAUGGGUGGACAUACACUCGUCUGUCCAGGGUGGACGUCUAGUUCUUUGCUCUGAUUGCCCCGGUUACUCGAAGCAUCGUCGUACCAUAGGCCGUGGAUUGAUCGGUUGGGCCCCACACUGGAACUUACUGUGCAUCGCUGCCAGUAAUGGAGAAGAUUUAGAUCAUCAGGGUCUAGAUGUUGGUUAUGCGACCGGCUCAGCCCAGGCGUAUCUAGACCUUUGCCUAAAGCUUGAGAAGCCGCUCGCAGUCAUUGUUACUAAGCUUGACCUCACCUCUAAGAAUAGUCUCAAGGCGACUCUUUCAAAGAUUCUAUCGUCAUUGAAAGCAUUGGGACGUACCCCUUAUAUCAUUCCUCCCGAUCAGCCAAGGCUCUUUAAUGAUGCUGAGCUGACAUCAAUCCCUCACAGUGUUGACAAUUUCGUUCGAAAUAUAAUUGAAAAGAUGAAUGGCAGUGGCUCAAUGACCUCCAUCGUACCUAUUGUCAUGACGAGUUCUGUGAAUGGAACUGGCAUAAGUUCUUUGCAUGCACUAAUGCGCCUCUUACCAAUUUCUUCUGAUCUAAGCUUAAAGAGGCAUCAAAUAUCAAGCCAACAUUUACCCGCGUGUCUUUUUCAUAUCGAGGAUAUAUUCAAAAUGCCAUUAAAUGAUGGACCCUAUGCAAAUACUUCAGAUGCGGGUGUAAUAGUUUCCGGGCAUCUUCAAUGGGGGGAGCUCAAGAUAAAUGACAUUGUAACUAUAGGGCCCUUUUCUAUUGAGCGAGGUGAUUCGAACCGGCAGGUAGUUACAUUAGAAUCAAAAGCUGAUUCAGGUACUUACACGCCCCGAAUGGCCGUCAGAUCUGGGGAGUGGAACCAUGUUCAGAUUGUCAGUUUACGUAAUUUACGCCUUCCCGUCCCCUAUCUAAAAGCUGGGCAAGUCGGCACAAUUGGGUUGCGAUGGAGUCUGCAGGAAGACACUGAAUCGCAGCAUGAGCCAUUCACAAAUAGCUCGGCAGUACUAGCUCCGAAGAUACGAAAAGGUAUGAUUCUAGCUAUUUUAGGGGCAGAAAAAGAUGAAGCGAUCUUUCAUCUGCAUGCGACCAGAAGAUUUACAGCAUUUUUUGGCGACGCCUGUUCCAAGACCCUGAUUGUUGGAAGGCUUGUCAUCGUCUACAUUUCUAGUGUUCGAUCAUCUGCCCGCAUCCUACGAGUAGCGCCGUACGAAAGAGCUAGGUUAAGCGGGGACAGAGGCGAGGAGAUAGGGGAGAUGCUUGUACCGGCACUGGACAGGAAGAAGGCAGACAUUGAAGUGCCUGGCUUUUAUCAAGCUGAAGGCACAAUUAUCACAUUUGAACUUGUGAGACAUCGCGAAUGGAUUCCUCUCGCCUCUCGGGUUAUGAUUAUGCUUGGGGGCAGACGUGGCUCUCAACAUGGCUGGGACGGGAAGGAGAAGAAAGUGGAGAAUCUCGAGAGUUUUGUUGGAACGGUGAUAGAGAUUCAGGAUUGA